AUGUCUUCCGUCUGGUCAGACAAUGCGUCCACCCUAGCAGGCCCCUCAUGGGGCGCCAUGCAGAGACAAGUUACCAACAUGUACGAAGUCAUAAAGGAACAGAGAGGCAACAAAGAGCUCGCCAUCAUUGCUGUCGUACCAGAAGAAUACUCAUAUGAACUCGAGCUUAAAUGCGAAAGGCGCCCAUGGGAGAUCUGGAAAGGGAGGUCCCUGGUCCUAGUCACCACCAGCGACUGGUUGCAGGAGACCAUCGAGGAGGUACACGAUCUUCAAAAGCACAGCAGCAUGAUCAUCCUGGCUAGUACCGAUGUCUCUACGAUUAGUUUCAGCGUAGGGUCUCGGAUCAACACCCUCACAAUCCUCCGUUGCCGUCGCGGGGGCACCCGAGGUGGCCAGCUCCUCAUCACUCGUUCUUCCGAAUUCCAUGGUGCCCGCAUCGAUCAAUGGCAAAAUCGACACCGAAGGGGCCGACGUCUGCUUAUUGGGAAGGGCAUUGGAAUAUGGAUCGACUCCGCCGAUAAUGACCGUUGGUCGACCUCUAAUCUCUCGGCCAAGGAUCGAGAGAAGGUGAGACGCAAACUGGACCGGAUGCGUAACACUGAAAUGGAGGGUAGCUGGUGGGAGAAAUGGAGGGGAUACGUUGCUGGUAUCCUUGGGGUUGUUGUCACUGGGUCCAAGCUUACUGCAGGUUUGAAGGCAUCUGCCAGUGGAAUGUUUGUCAAUUUCCAAGUCGCCGGGCUGGGAGCCUUUCAAUUUGGCAAGGCGAAGGCUGCGAUGACUAUGCUGGGGACAGCAGCUGGGCCUGCUGUCCUGCUUGGUGUUGGCGUCGCCGCUGCCGUGUACUUCAUCCCGUGGGAAAGUGUUCUGACCUCGCUCAAGGGCAUCCUCUGGUCCAUUUGGGAUUGGUUCACGUCGCUCUGGGACAAGUUCACCAACUGGGUUAAGUCAACCGUGGGAGGGCGAGCCUCCCGGAAUGGCGUCCCCAUGGCCCGCUAA
Scedosporium apiospermum is the source of this 996-nucleotide messenger RNA. RefSeq lists its product as uncharacterized. The transcript has 2 exons. Bases 1 to 996 code for a protein of 331 amino acids. NCBI's taxonomy places the organism in Eukaryota, Fungi, Ascomycota, Sordariomycetes, Microascales, Microascaceae. The record is from RefSeq and is a predicted model, not a curated record.